AUGGGAUUCGAGCUGGACCGCUUCAAGGGGACCGUGGACCCGGAUUUCAAAUGCAACUUGUGCAAUAAAGUCCUGGAGGACCCGCUGACUACUCCGUGCGGUCACGUCUUCUGCUCCGGCUGCGUGCUGCCCUGGGUCGUCCAGCAGAGCAGCUGCCCCGUCAAAUGUCAGAGGAUCUCUACUAAAGAGCUGAACCACGUCCUGCCUCUGAAAAACCUCAUCCUGAAGCUGGAGAUCAAAUGUGACAACCACACGAGGGGCUGCGAUGCGGUGGUGAAGCUGCAGCAUCUGGCCGAGCACGCCGAGAUGUGCGACUACUCCCCGGCCAAGUGCAGGAAUAAAGGAUGCAACGAGGUGCUCAACCUGGGGGACAUGGAUGCUCAUAUGCGUGAGACGUGCGAGUACAGAGCGGUGGGCAUAUGCGAGAGCGGCUGCGGGCUGAUGCUCACCCACAAAGAGCAGACAUUAAACAGCCACUGCUGCCUGAGAGCCCUGAAGGCGCACAACAGCGCUCUGCAGUGCAAAAUCAUCAGCCUGGAUAGAGAGUUCAAGAAGCAGACUAUUAAAGCCAACAAGAGGGAGAAGUCACUGCUGGCACAACUUUCAGCCGUGCACAGCGAGCUGCAGAUGACAGCGCUGAAAUAUCAGAAGAAAUUCACCGAGUACAGCGAGAGGAUCGACUCUCUCACCCAAACCGUGGCUUUCUCCUGCAAGGAAGGCGAGACUAAAAGCUUGACGGUUGUCCUUCUACGUGAGGGUGGAUCUCUGGGUUUUAACAUCAUAGGAGGAAGGCCAUGCGCGGACGACAAUGACAGCACUUCAAAUGAAGGGAUCUUUGUAUCCAAGAUUGUCGAGAAAGGUCCAGCGGACAAGGAGGGCGGCCUUCAAAUCCAUGACAGAAUAAUAGAGGUCAAUGGCAAGGACCUCUCUAAGGCCACCCACGACCAGGCGGUGGAGGCCUUCCGCACCGCCAAGGAACCAAUCAUGGUUCAAGUUCUGCGUCGGGAUCCGCACCCCAAACUGGUCAGCCCCACCAUUGACACCCAGGUCUCGGAUAUCAGCACCCAGACCGACAUCACCCUCCAGCACAUCAUGGCGCUCACCAAGCUGCCUCCCCCUUCACCCCCCAUGACGGUGCUCGAGGACUAUCUGCUGCCAGAGGAGCAUCCUCCUGGACACGCGUACUUUGACCCUAACGAUUUCCUGGAGGGCAUACAGCAGGACAUAGAACGCGAGGAGCUGGAAUACGAGGAGGUGGAUUUGUACCGAGCCAACAUCCAAGAUAAGCUUGGCCUGACGAUCUGUUACAGGACUGAUGAUGAGGAUGAAGCUGGGAUUUACAUUAGUGAGAUUGAUCCGAACAGCAUCGCUGCGAGAGACGGCAGAAUUCGAGAAGGGGAUAAAAUCAUCCAGAUAAAUGGUAUUGAGAUCCAGAACCGGGAGGAUGCGGUAGCACUGCUGACCAGUGAGGGGAACCAGAACAUCUCUCUGCUGGUGGCCAGACCAGAGAUCCAGCUGGACGAGGGCUGGAUGGAUGAUGACAGGAACGACUUCCUGGAUGACCUCCACAUGGACAUGCUGGAGCAGCAGCACCAUCAGGCCAUGCAGUUCACCGCCAGCAUGCUGCAGCAGAAGAAGCUCGAGGAGGAUGGAGGCACUACAGACACAGCCACACUCCUGUCCAACCACCACGAGAAGGACAGCGGUGUCGGUCGCACGGAUGAGAGCACGCGAAACGACGAGAGCUCGGAGCAGGAGAACCUCGCUGACGACCAGACCACGGCCUCCAAUACGCUGGGCAGCUGCAGAAUGCUGACCUACAGCCAGGACACGCUCGGCAGCACUGACCUGCCCUUCAGCGGCGAGUCCUUCAUCUCGGCAGACUACGCCGACACCGACUUCCUGGGCAUCCCGGCAGACGAGUGCGAGCGCUUCAGGGAGCUUCUGGAGCUGAAGUGCCAAAUGAGGAACAGUGGAGCGCAGGCUUUGUACUGCCAGGGCGGCGGGGCAGGAGGUCAGGACCAGGAGUGUGUGGACAAGGAGCUGGAGCUGCUCAACGAGGAGCUGCGCACCAUCGAGCUGGAGUGUCUGAACAUCGUCCGUGCUCACAAGAUGCAGCAGCUGAGGGAGCAGUGUCGCGAGUCCUGGAUGCUACACAACAGCGGCUUCCGUAACUACAACACGAGCAUCGACGCACGCCGCCACGAGCUCUCUGAUAUCACGGAGCUGCCGGAGAAGUCAGACAAAGACAGCUCCAGCGCCUACAACACCGGCGAGAGCUGCCGCAGCACCCCUCUCACGCUGGAGCUGUCUCCAGACAACUCGCUCCGUCGAGGAGCGGAGAACCAGGCCGGGGCGUCCGGCUCCUCCAGCUCCAACGGCAGGAUGCUCAAACCUCUCCUGUCCCCCGUUCAGGAGGUUUGUAGCUCCAGCCGUAGCAGAGGUUCCUCCAAGGAUUCGGAUUCCCUGCAGGCAGAGACCAAGGAGAGGAAGCUGGGAGAGUCCAGUAAGUCCGGACGGAGCUAUUCCCAACCACACUCACCUUACAAGCACGCCCACAUCCCCGCCCACGCCCAGCACUACCAGAGCUACAUGCAGCUGAUCCAGCAGAAAUCCGCUGUGGAGUACGCCCAAAGCCAGAUGAGCUUAGUCAGCAUGUGCCGGGACCACAUCUCCACCGACCUGGAGCCCAAGAUGGAGUGGAAGGUGAAGAUCCGCAGCGACGGCACACGCUACAUCACCAAGCGGCCCGUCCGGGACAAGCUGCUGAGGGAGCGAGCCCUGCGCAUCCACGAAGAGCGCAGCGGCAUGACCACGGACGACGACGCCAUAAGCGAGCUGAAGAUGGGCCGCUACUGGAGCAAGGAGGAGAGGAAGCAGCACGCCGUCCGCGCCAAGGAGCAGAGGCAGCGUCGCGAGUUCAUGAAGCAGAGCCGAGCCGAUUGUCUGAAGGAGCAGGCCGGUCUAGAGGACAAAAAAGAACCCAACAUCAUAGAACUCAGCCACAAAAAGAUGAUGAAAAAGAGGAAUAAGAAAAUAUUUGACAACUGGAUGACCAUCCAAGAACUGCUGACCCAUGGUACCAAGUCACCAGACGGCACGAGGGUUUACAACUCACUGCUGUCUGUGACCACAGUCUAAGUCCUGCUCUGAGUUCAGGUGGCGGGCCAGCCAGAGGACAAACUGAGUGUAAUGGACUGUACAUAGGACACUACCAGUUGGGGUAGAGAUUCCUGCCUCGUUCAAUGUGGCAACAUUUUGUAAAUAGGAAAUAAGGAAAGCUUUCCCGGACGAACAUUUUCCUCCGCUGUGGUGAAGAGAAGGUCCUUUUUAAAUGGUGGUUGGACUUGACAUGAAUCGGACAUGGCUACGAGGAUGAUU
Molecule: messenger RNA, 3381 nt
Organism: Scomber japonicus (chub mackerel)
Lineage: Eukaryota; Metazoa; Chordata; Actinopteri; Scombriformes; Scombridae
Gene: pdzrn3b
Product: PDZ domain containing RING finger 3b
Exons: 10
Coding region: 1-3141 (1046 amino acids)
Biological process (GO): neuromuscular junction development; protein ubiquitination
Molecular function (GO): protein binding; ubiquitin protein ligase activity
Source: RefSeq, a predicted model, not a curated record